CUCUUCAAAUCUGCAGACUCUGGGAAUACCAAUUUACCAAAAAACCACAACCACCAUGGCAACCAACUGUGCUCCAGCCUCCACCGACCCCAAACCCGCCGUCACCGACCCCAAGCCCGCCGUCACCGACGAGGUCCGGAAGGUCUUCAAAAGCUUCGACUCCAACGGCGAUGGGAAGAUCUCCGUCAACGAGCUCGGCAACGUCCUCACGGCCCUCGGCUCCACCGUCUCCGAAGACGAGCUCAAGCGCUUCAUGGUCGAUCUCGACACCGACAACGACGGCUUCAUUUGCCUCGACGAGUUCAACGCCUUCUGGGUCGCCGGCCCCAAGGACGGCGGCGUCACCGAGCUCAAAGACGCCUUCGAUCUCUACGACCAGGAUCGGAACGGCCUCAUCUCCGCCAACGAGCUCCACCUGGUGCUCAACCGCCUCAACAUGGCCUGCACGAUCGAGGACUGCCAUCGGAUGAUCAAGACCGUCGAUGCCGACGGCGACGGGAAUGUGAAUUUCGAGGAGUUCAAGAAGAUGAUGGGACACAAAGCCUCCUCCGACGGCACCAAUGCCGCCAACCCUGCCGCCUAGUGCCGCACACGGUAGUCAUCUAUCUCAAUCCAGGUGCUGAAUUUAGAUCCGAAUCUCCAUCUGUUAGGGUUUAACUUUUGAAAUUUAGGGAAAUUAUAUACUAUUAGAUCAUCAAAUGGAUGUGUACGUGGAAAAAAUAGGAUCUGAUCACGUCCUCCACUUCAAUAAGUAUAGUAUUUGUGAUUAUAUUUGGGUGAAGUUGCUCGAAAUCGCAUCGCAUUUCCCUCUAUUUUCUGUUUGUUUCUCGAGAAAAUUCUCUAUCCCCCUUGGUCACUUUGGCUUAAUGAAUGUUAUUGCGAUAUUAAUUUUCCUUUUAA
Messenger RNA from Malus domestica (apple), 900 nucleotides. RefSeq names its product probable calcium-binding protein CML27. Lineage: Eukaryota; Viridiplantae; Streptophyta; Magnoliopsida; Rosales; Rosaceae. Gene Ontology annotation, molecular function: calcium ion binding. The record is from RefSeq and is a predicted model, not a curated record.